AUGGCAAACUGCAUAGUAGUGGUACAAAUACACACACUCCCUUACGGUGUAUUUAUAAAACUGCCUGUUUCCUACAGGGUUUCACGGUGUCUACAACAUAACGGCUGCACAUACGGUGUUCAGUCCAGAGGUACGAUCAAUGCUUUUGUGAGUGGACUUGGUCUGAGGGUUCUUGGGGCGACUUGCAUGCACAUUGACGGGCGCCGAAUCUUUUCUGAAGCCAUCAAGCUUGUGAAGAACAAUUUGAUUGGGCCAACCUGA
Colletotrichum aenigma is the source of this 261-nucleotide messenger RNA. RefSeq lists its product as uncharacterized. The transcript is spliced from 3 exons. NCBI's taxonomy places the organism in Eukaryota, Fungi, Ascomycota, Sordariomycetes, Glomerellales, Glomerellaceae. The coding region runs from base 1 to 261 and encodes 86 amino acids. The record is from RefSeq and is a predicted model, not a curated record.